Chiloscyllium plagiosum (whitespotted bambooshark) is the source of this 754-nucleotide messenger RNA. RefSeq names its product mediator complex subunit 29 (gene med29). Gene Ontology annotation, cellular component: mediator complex. NCBI's taxonomy places the organism in Eukaryota, Metazoa, Chordata, Chondrichthyes, Orectolobiformes, Hemiscylliidae. Gene Ontology annotation, biological process: regulation of transcription by RNA polymerase II. Gene Ontology annotation, molecular function: transcription factor binding; transcription coregulator activity. The record is from RefSeq and is a predicted model, not a curated record.
AAUGUGACCACUGAGCGCGAGGGAGCGGGAUCACGCUCUAAGCGGGUAAGAUGGCGGCGCCGUUGAACCAGCAGCAACAGCAGCAGCAGCAACAACAACAACAACUGGCGGCUGCCCAGCAGCAGCAGCAGCAACAACAGCAGCAGCUUGUCCAAGCCCAGCAAUUGGCCGCAGCCCAGGCCCAGGCCAGUCAGCCAGCACUCACCCAGCAGCAACAGCAGGCCCAGCAACAGGACGACCCAGUCGCUAAAUUUAAACUCCUGAUUCCACAGCUGAAGGACUCUCUGCAGAAUCUCAUGAGGAUUGCAGCCCUGAACUUGUCUCAAAACACAACCAUUGACAAUGGACAGAAGAGCAGUGACACAGCCCUGCAACGGUUUGAUAAGAGUUUGGAAGAGUUUUAUGCUCUUUGUGACCAAGUAGAGUUGUGCCUGAGACUGGCCUUCGAAUGCCUUUCCCAGAGCAUUGACAGUUCCAAACACUCUCCUAACUUGGUUCCCACAGCAACCAAGCCGGACACGGUGCAGACAGAGAGCCAGUCGUACACUCAGUACCUCAGCAUGAUCAAAUCGCAGAUCUCCUGUGCCAAGGACAUUCACAACGCCCUGCUGGAGUGCUCGAAGCGGAUAGCCAGCAAGGGCCAAAUCUGAACGGCUCUGCGUUCCUGUUCAGGUGUUUAUCCUGAGAUGUGUGAUUCCAGGAUCGGAGCUCGAACUGCCACAAGGUCUCGUGUCUCCUGGUGCUUUCAGACAAG